CUCGUCUUUCAAGGCACUUUUUCAAGCCGUUGCGUGAGGAACGUUCUUCCCCCGCGCAGCCUUGAAGAAUGCGGAGGUCUUUAUUUGACGAGCCUCUGCCCUCGCCGACGACUUUGGCGCAGAGACUGCAGAUCUUGUCAAUGCUGUUCGGCGGCUUCUUUUUCUUCAUCGCAAUUUUGAGUCUUCACGUGCUUAGCAACAAUAUUUGCAUCUGCUUGUUUUUCCCCUCAAUCUCUUCAUUCAUGAACAUUCUCUCUUUUGCCGGCCCACCUCACAGCUCCUCCACCAGCCAAUGGGAAAGAAGAGCACUGAGAGCAGUGCAUGUGUGUGUGUGUGUGUGUGUGCGUGUGUGUGUAUGUGUGGAAGGAAGAGGGGCAUAUAAUAGCGGCGAGUAAACGAGAGGGUCGGCCCUCCCUGCACUUGCUUGCCAAGCUCACUCUGGUCGAGUGAGGAACAACCUCGGAGGAGAUUGUUCGGCGAGGUUAGGGUGCAAACAGAAGGCGGCCCUCUUAAAAAUGGGGUCUGCGGAGAGUUUUUAAGAAGAAGAGGAAGGAAUCAUGAACGGCACGGGGCAGGAAGGUCUGAUUCCGGGCUACCGCAACCGCAGCCAAACGUCGCUCCCCAAAGAGGACCCGCAGGUUCCCGAGCGGGAUUCUUCAGCGGGAUGUUAUGACCAGCUGCUGAUCUCCACUGAGGUCUUCCUGACUCUGGGCAUCAUCAGCCUGCUGGAGAACGUCCUGGUGGUGGUGGCCGUCGUCAAGAACAAGAACCUGCACUCGCCCAUGUACUUCUUCAUCUGCAGCCUGGCCGUGGCUGACAUGCUGGUGAGCGCCUCCAAUGCCUCGGAAACCAUCGUCAUCGCGCUCAUCAAAGGCGGCACGCUGAACAUCCCGGUGCAGCUCAUCAAGUGCAUGGACAAUGUCUUCGACUCCAUGAUCUGCAGCUCGCUGCUGGCGUCCAUCUGCAGCCUGCUGGCCAUCGCCGUCGACCGUUACAUCACCAUCUUCUACGCGCUGCGCUACCACAACAUCGUCACCCUGAGGAGAGCCACGCUGGUCAUCGGCAGCAUCUGGACCUGCUGCGUCGCGUCGGGCAUCCUCUUCAUCAUCUACUCGGAGAGCACCACCGUGCUGGUGUGCCUCAUCGGCAUGUUCUUCACCAUGCUGGUGCUCAUGGCCUCACUGUACGUGCACAUGUUCCUGCUGGCGCGGCUGCACAUGAAGCGCAUCGCCGGGCUGCCGGGCCAGGCGCCGGUCCAGCAACGCGCCAACAUGAAGGGCGCCAUCACGCUCACCAUCCUGCUGGGUGUCUUCGUGGUGUGCUGGGCGCCCUUCUUCCUGCACCUCGUCCUCAUGAUCAGCUGCCCCCGCAACCCCUACUGCACCUGCUUCAUGUCGCACUUCAACAUGUACCUCAUCCUCAUCAUGUGCAACUCCGUCAUCGACCCCAUCAUCUACGCCUUCAGGAGCCAGGAGAUGAGGAAGACCUUCAGGGAGAUGAUCUUCUGCUCCAACACCCUCGUGUGCUUGUGAACGUUAAGCUUUUCGGCUUCGAUCGGGUUGACCUGCGGUUGGUUUUACGAAGGGAGCCUUCCUUCAAAGUGCAAAGUUGAGGACAAAUGUUGACUGAAACAUCUUCAACCUCAUGUUUUAAACGAAACAAAAUCCCUCAUCGAUCCCAUCAUCGUUGCCUUCAGGAUCUCCUUCAGGACAAGAGGAAGACCUUCAAGUAGAUCUUCUGCUGCUCAAACACCCUCGCGUGCCCGUGAACUUUCAACUUUUCGGCUUUGAUCGGGUUCCCAGGGGGACUUGGUUUUACCAAGCGAGCCUUCCAUCAAAGUGCAAAGAAUGUGGACUAAAAAAUCUUCAUCCUCACAUUUAAAAUGAUGUGCGUAUGUAUUUUGCACAAGAUGGUCUUGAAUGUAAUUAAACCACACCGAUGAGACAAAGGUAUUGGGACACCUACAUGUAUUCUUCUGGGGAAGACUUUAUAUAUAUGGUUCAUCCAUAUAUAUAAAAACAUUUUCAAGGACAAUCUACCAUCCAACCAUCCUUCCCCAAAGUGUUCCCACAGAGUCUGAGGCAUCCACUUGUCGAAAAUGUCUUAACAAGAUCAAUAGGAAAACUACUAACGGCUCCACUCCAGCGAGUGCUUGAGUCACUGAUUGAGUUAGAGCCGUGUCCCAAUAGUUUUGUCCACACAGUGCAGAUGGAAAAUUGACAAUUUCAGCCUUCUGCUAAUAUUCCCAUGCAUGCCCCUAAGGGAGCGUGUGGGACAAAACAGGAAGUCUGCAAAGCGAUGUCUGGUCAUCUGAUCAGAGACGAAUAAAAAAGGAAAAGCGGCGACUGCACCUGACCGACUGAGUCGGCGUAACAAUUCAACAAACAUACGCUCGCUACAAAGACUUUAAGUGUCUCUGCCGUUGCCGUGGGACUCGCAGUUCCUCCCCGCACCACUCCCCUUCACCCCUGCACCCAAAAAGCCAGGAACGUGGCCUCGGGCAAUCAUGAGCCGAGAGAGAGCACACAAACGACGGCUUGUUGCACUCAUGCAAAGUUCUCGCCGAGCUCCGAUGAAGUACAAUCACCACUUGCGCAAAACAGCUGAAUGAGCCUGACUUAUCAAACUCUUGACAUUCCACUUCAAUUGUACUCAAAAAGUACUCUUACGAUAAUGAAUCGAUAAGAAAAAAGUAGGACUUCUUACAAAAUAUGCUUUUUAUUCUUAAAAAAAUAGGAUAACUAAAAAUACGCCAUUUGUUCUAAAGCUUAUAAUGGGACUUUAUUCCUGUAAUUAUACAUCAUUUAUUUAAAAAAAAAAAAAAAAUGACUACAUGUAUGCAGGAAUGUCAGACUUCUGUGAUUAUACAUCAUAUAUAUAUAUAGUUUUUAUAUUACGCAUUAUACAUCAAGCUAUGAUAGAGAGAAGUCAUUGAUUUGGUUGUACAGUUUGAGAACAUCUAGUCUAGAUCGACUUUUUCACCCAAACUCACUCACAAAUGAUCACGCUGAGCCGAUGUGGAAGUGACUUGCGAGUGGACCCUCCAGGUAAACACUCUUUAAAUUGACGUUCAUGUGGUGGCUUUCAUCAGUUCGUGCAAAGCUGUAAUUGUGUCGAUUUGCCGUUGUGCCGUGUCCUUGUGGUGUUUACUCUGCGCGAGCUGUCCGUCAAGCUGAACGGGCGCUAUGGUUACAGCCCGCCGCGCUUCGCCGGCUACGCGAGUGUCGAUAACGAUGGGGCGGCCGUCGUGUCGCAUGUCGUUCGGAAUUAAGACCACACGUGGCUGCAGGGGCGAUACGAGGAAAGAUGUCUUGUGGAAAUUUUUUUUUUUAGAAAUUGUCAGAGAUGAGACAUAGGCCAGACUUUAGAAUUGCUAGAAUCUGAAAUUAGCUCGUUUCAUGUAUGUAAAUGUAAUUUGAUUUGGUGUUUGCUUAAUGUUGAUUAAUGCUGCUCUGCAACAUUUGUGAGACCCUGCUGAAAAAAAAGUUGACUAAAACAUCAUCUG
Phyllopteryx taeniolatus (common seadragon) is the source of this 3505-nucleotide messenger RNA. RefSeq names its product melanocortin 4 receptor (gene mc4r). The transcript has a single exon. NCBI's taxonomy places the organism in Eukaryota, Metazoa, Chordata, Actinopteri, Syngnathiformes, Syngnathidae. The record is from RefSeq and is a predicted model, not a curated record. Gene Ontology annotation, molecular function: melanocyte-stimulating hormone receptor activity. Gene Ontology annotation, biological process: G protein-coupled receptor signaling pathway. Bases 558 to 1532 code for a protein of 324 amino acids. Gene Ontology annotation, cellular component: membrane.